GAAUGCAAGAGUUUGGCAUAACAGUGAGAGGAACAUACAGUCAAUUGACUGACGAAGAGUUAGACAAUCUUGUGGUUGCAAUCAAAACAACAUCACCACACUCAGGCUACAGAAUGAUGAGAGGACACUUGAAAGCUCUUGGUCAUCGAGUCCAGUGGAGCAGAGUCUGCGACUCUAUGAAUAGAGUUGAUUCAGCUGGAAUCCUUGCUAGAAUGUCACAACUUGGACAUGUUGUGAGAAGAUCAUAUUCAGUUCAGGCCCCUCUGUCCCUCAUGCAUUUGGACACCAACCACAAGCUGAUCAGAUAUGGCUUAGUAAUAUUUGGGGGCAUAGAUGGCUACUCAAGAAAGGUCAUGUAUCUGGGGGCUGCAACCAACAACAAAGCAGAGACUGCUCUAGGUUUCUUCCUCGAGGCAGUAGAAAAGCAUGGAGUUCCUUCACGGGUAAGAGCAGACCAAGGUGUAGAAAAUGUGGACAUUGCAAGGUGGAUGUUCACUGUUCAGGGCUGUGGCAGGGGAAGUUUCAUUUCGGGGAAGAGCGUUCAUAAUCAAAGGGUAGAACGGCUGUGGAAAGAUGUGUGGAUGUCCGUUUCAAUCUUGUAUUAUGAUGUUCUACAUAAUUUGGAAGAGAGCGGCUCUCUUGACCCAUCAAACACCAUUCACCUCUUCUGUGCACAUUAUGUUUUUGUACCCCGCCUCCAAAGAGACCUAGAUACUUUCACUGAUGCAUGGAAUGACCAUUCCAUCCGAACAGAGCAAAAUCUUUCCCCCAAUCAGCUGUGGGAAAUAGGACUUGCACAGAAUCCAGUCAAUGGUUCAUGUGACAUGGAGGACCUCAACAUUUUGGUGCAAGAUGGCAUUUACCCACUGGAGGAGCAAAACACCGGAGUAGUGGUCCCUCAGGUGGAGUGUCUGCUCUCGGAGUAUGAAAUGGCUCGACUCAGGACAACCAUUAAUCCGGUCUCACAGUCUAGAGACUUUGGCAAAGAUAUUUACUUAUCAGUGUUAAAUUUUGUGCAGCAGCUUCUUGAAUAA
Messenger RNA from Triplophysa rosa, 1034 nucleotides. RefSeq lists its product as uncharacterized. The transcript has 6 exons. The coding region runs from base 3 to 1034 and encodes 343 amino acids. The record is from RefSeq and is a predicted model, not a curated record. Gene Ontology annotation, molecular function: nucleic acid binding. NCBI's taxonomy places the organism in Eukaryota, Metazoa, Chordata, Actinopteri, Cypriniformes, Nemacheilidae.